GUUUGUAUAAAUAAGCAACUCAUAUUGUGUUACUGUACAAGGUAUUUGAAUCCACAAUGGAAGGACAACACUUGUAUCUUUCUCUCUUGUGCCUCGUUGCAGUUUACACUUUUGCUUCUGCAGAUAAAAGAUAUGUAGAUCCGUAUAAUGUAGCUUCUGCACAUGCAAGUGCCACAGCCUACAACGCAGGAAAAUUUAACCCAGGAAAAUACAAUACAGGAAACUACUACAACCAAGGAAAAUAUGGAUCUAAAUAUCCAUCUCUGCCAAAGUAUUAUCCAAAGUACCAAUCUAAGACGAAAUACCCGUCAAAAUACGCACCAAAACCAUCGUAUUAUCCAAAGUACCAACCUGAGACGAAAUACCCGUCUAAGUACGCACCAAAACAAGCGUAUUAUCCAAAGUACCAACCUAAGACGAAAUACCCGUCUAAGUACGCACCAAAACAAGCGUAUUAUCCAAAGUACCAACAUAAGACGAAAUACCCGUCUAAGUACGCACCAAAACAAGCGUAUUAUCCAAAGUACCAACCUAAGACGAAAUACCCGUCUAAGUACGCACCAAAACAAGCGUAUUAUCCAAAGUACCAACCUAAGACGACGAAAUACCCGUCUAAGUACGCACCAAAAUCAGCGUAUUAUCCAAAGUACCAACCUAAGACGAAAUACCCAUCUAAGUACGCACCUGAACCAAAGUAUUAUCCAAAGUACCAACCUAAAAUGAAAUACACGCCUAAGUACGCAUCCACACCAAAGUAUUAUCCACAGUACCAACCGAAAAUGAAAUAUGCGCCUUCAUACAAACCUAAGAUGCAGUACCAACCUAAAAAAAAGAUUGUAAAACUCCAUCAUGCUAAAACUUCAACGGCAAUUUUGAAACAUUCGAGCAAACAAACCAAAUUGCACACAUCAAAAUCCUAUGCACCACCUACAUAUGAUCAUGAUGACUCGUAUCCAACUAAAUAUAACCCUAAGGGCAAAUAUGUUAAAUUGAACCAUAUCAAAACAAAGACAGCGGUAUUGAAACAUGCAAGCGAGCUAACAAAUUUACACGCUUCAAAAUCGUAUGCACCAUCCAAGAAUGCCAAGGACUCGUAUUCACCUACAUAUAAUCCUACGAGCAAAUACGUAAAAUUACACCAUGUUAAAACAAAGACAGCGGUAUUAAAUCAUGCAAGCGAAGUAACAAAUUUGAAAUCUUAUGCACCAUCAAAGAAUGCAUAUGAACCUUCAUAUGACCCCAAGGACUCGUAUCGAACUAAAUAUAACCCUAAGGGCAAAUAUGUAAUCUUGCACCAUAUGAAAACAAAAACGGCUGUAUUGAAUCAUGCUAGCGAACUUACAAAUUUGAAAGCAUUGAAAUCUUAUGCACCAUCUAAGAAUGCAUAUGAACCUUCAUAUGACCCCAAGGACUCGUAUCGAACUAAAUAUAACCCUAAGGUCAAAUAUUUAAAAUUGCACCAUAUUAAAACAAAGACGGCGGUAUUGAAUCAUGCCAGCGAACUAACACAUUUGAAAGCAUCAAAAUCUUAUGAACCAUCUAAGAAUGCAUAUCCAUCUUCAUAUGACCAUGAUGACUCGUAUCCAACUAAAUAUAACCCAAAGGGAAAAUAUGUAAAUUUCCACCAUGUUAAAACAAAGACGGCGGUAUUAAACCACGCUAGCGAACUAACAAAUUUGAAAGCAUCAAAAUCUUAUGCACCAUCUAAGAAAGCAUAUCCGCCUACAUAUUACCCUCCAAGAUCGUAUGCACCAAAAUACAACUAACCAGAUUCCCACAACAAAUACUACUAAUAAUCACAGUGCUGUACAAUUUGUUCUGGAGUACAGGAUAGGUUCAAAUAUAAUUUUAGAAAAUAUUUAAUCUGGUUAAAGUCAGGAUUGAUAAAGUAAAAUGAUAACUCAUUUACUGUGUAUUUAAUAUGUUAUAAAUUUCUUGUUU
This is a messenger RNA of Mytilus californianus (California mussel), 1941 nucleotides long. Its product is annotated as adhesive plaque matrix protein-like. The transcript has 4 exons. The coding region runs from base 57 to 1766 and encodes 569 amino acids. Gene Ontology annotation, cellular component: extracellular region. NCBI's taxonomy places the organism in Eukaryota, Metazoa, Mollusca, Bivalvia, Mytilida, Mytilidae. The record is from RefSeq and is a predicted model, not a curated record.